This is a messenger RNA of Rotaria socialis, 1029 nucleotides long. NCBI's taxonomy places the organism in Eukaryota, Metazoa, Rotifera, Eurotatoria, Philodinida, Philodinidae. The record is from the annotation of a GenBank genome assembly.
AUGGCGUCAGCGUCAGCAUCAACACCAAAUUAUUUUGAGGUCAAAUGCGAUCGACUAACUCCAGUAUCACAAUUUAAUUUAAACGAUUUUAUUAACAACUGGCUUUCUAUUCACAUUGAGAAUAAUGAGAAACUGUCCAUUCUGCGUUCUCCACGUCGAACACAUCACAUCGAAGAGUUUCCCUGUCUUGUAUAUCUCGUUGAAUGUCAUCGUUACAAGCGCAUCCGUGUGUGGUUAAAAGAGCGAGAGGUCAAAGUGGAAAAGUGUUCUGACUAUAUGUAUGAACGAUAUAGUCCAGACCAUAUGCAGUCAUGCUGGGUAUGUAAAUGGCUUGAGUGGGACAAUGACUGGCUUAUCGGCAUGGUAAAUAUUGACGAAAAAACAAUUGUAAAAACAAAUUUCUACCGUUUGAUCGGUGAUCGAUAUGUCGAAUAUGGUGAUCCAGGAAAGUCAUUUCUUGUUUAUCCUGUAUGGGUUCAGGAUCAUUUGGAAGUGAGAGAACGAGUUCGAGAAUAUCUUCUUGAUACACUUCAAACACUCAAUGAAGAACGAUCUGAUCAUCAUGCUAUUCCAUCGCCAGUAGAGGAUAUUAUCGAUCCAGAUCUGCUUGCUUGUCGUCCUCCAUCAUUUGAUCGAGCUAAAUGGAUAGAACAUCAACUACAACAGUUGCAACCUUUUAGAAGAGCAUUGCGAGAUUUCCAACGUGAUUUAGUCGAUGGGGAAUACGAUGAAUUAUCUUGGCAUGAGCAAUUACGAGAUACCUAUCAAUGGUUACCAUCUGAAUUCGUCAUUCAAACUGAUGGCAAAGUAGACAUUCGAAAACCGAUUCUUCAUUUACCCAUGAUACCAAAAUAUCAUCGUAGCUACGGUGCUAUCGCGAAAAUCUUUCAUGCCAUGUUACCUAUGUUUCAACAAAUAAAAUUGAUCUCAAAGGAUACUAUCGAUGAACAACGCUUGCAAGUAAUCGUCAAAGCGCAGAAUUAUAAUAUGAAAGCAGGCAAGACAAACUUUGAAUACGAGUCUGUAUAG